Nicotiana attenuata is the source of this 4548-nucleotide messenger RNA. RefSeq names its product pentatricopeptide repeat-containing protein At3g16010. Gene Ontology annotation, molecular function: protein binding. The transcript has 5 exons. The coding region runs from base 340 to 2253 and encodes 637 amino acids. Lineage: Eukaryota; Viridiplantae; Streptophyta; Magnoliopsida; Solanales; Solanaceae. The record is from RefSeq and is a predicted model, not a curated record.
GUCAGAGAGGCUAUAAGUUUUCAAAGUAGGCUAUUAGUGAAAAGUUCCCAAAAACUACCCGUCUACCAGUGACCCGGUCUAUCAUCCGACCCAAUACCACCAAGCCCAAUCUAGCGGCGGCGUUGCUACCAUCACCACCACAACACCACCACCAGCGCCCUGUGCCCUUAUGAAAUAUAGCCGCACAGUAUCCCAACUCAUGUUUUGAGUCCUAUAAACUGAAUUUCAAGAUACUGAAAUACUACAACAACAACAACAACUAAGCCUCAGUCUAAAACAAGUUGGGGCCGACUGUUGGCAACGUAUUUGUUUGUGUUGCUUUUUGAAGUUGAAGAUACAAUGAUGAUAGGAACGGCUUGUUCGAGGAGAAGUAUAUCUACAUUUUCUUGUUUAUGCCAGAGAAUUAAGCAGACAGAACGUGAAAUUGUUAAGAUGUUUGAAAUGUCAAGGCCUAAGGCUGAAACAGAAGGUUUCCAAGAGAAGCAAGCACCCUUAAGAAGGGGCUCUGUAAGGAUAUUAGAUGAGAGGUUCAUCAGGAUUCUGAAGAUAUUUAAGUGGGGUCCUGAUGCUGAAAAGGCCUUGGAGGUGCUAAAGCUGAAAGUAGACAAUGAGUUGGUUCGAGAGGUUCUGAAAAUAGACAUGGAGAUCAGUGUGAAACUUCAGUUUUUCAAGUGGGCUGGUAAAAGGAGGAACUUUGAACAUGACUCUACUACCUACCUGGCUUUGAUUCGAUGUCUUGAAGAAGCUGGGCUAACAGGUGAAAUGUGGAAGACGGUGCAAGAAAUGGCUCGGAGUACAUGUGUCAUUACUCCUGCCGAUCUCUCUGAGACUGUAAGAAUUCUAGGCAGGGCAAAAAUGGUAAACAAAGCACUAUCAGUAUUUUACCAGAUUAAAGGCCGCAAGUGCAAGCCAACUGCAACCACUUACAAUUCCAUUAUUUUGAUGCUGAUGCAAGAAGGUCAACAUGAAAAAGUACAUGAGCUCUAUACCGAAAUGUGUAAUGAAGGAAAUUGUUUCCCUGAUACAGUUACAUAUAGUGCUCUUAUAUCAUCCUAUGCAAAACUAGGUCGUGAUGAUUCUGCUAUUAGGUUGUUCGAUGAAAUGAAGGACAAUGGUUUAUAUCCCACUGCAAAGAUAUAUACUACCUUGUUGGCAGUUUACUUCAAAAUGGGUAGGGUGGAAACGGCUUUAGCAUUAGUCAAUGAGAUGAAAGAGAAAGGUUGUGCUCCAACUGUGUAUACUUACACUGAAUUGAUAAGAGGGCUUGGUAAAGCUGGUAGACUCGAGGAGGCAUAUUCUGUAUUUCUGUCCAUGCUAAAAGAGGGAUGUAAGCCGGAUGUUGUGUUGAUAAACAAUGUGAUAAACCUUCUAGGAAGGGGAGGACGUAUAGGUAACGCUCUUAAACUGUUUGAUGAAAUGGAAUCAUUAAACUGUAAACCGAAUGUUGUGACAUAUAAUACUAUUAUAAAAUCCCUGUUUGAAUCCAGAGCUCCUGUAUCCGAGGCUUCAUCUUGGUUUGAAAAAAUGAAAGCAAAUGGUGUUGCUCCAAGCUCUUUUACUUAUUCAAUACUUAUUGAUGGGUAUUGCAAGAAAAAUAGAGUUGAAAAUGCUUUAGCCUUGCUUGAGGAGAUGGACGAGAAGUGUUUUCCUCCUUGUCCAGCUGCCUAUUGCAGCUUAAUCAAUAGUCUUGGAAAAGCAAAACGCUAUGAAGCUGCAAAUGAGUUGUUUCAAGAACUAAAAGAGAGUUGUGGAUCUAGUAGUUCUCGGGUAUAUGCUGUAAUGAUAAAGCAUUUUGGGAAAUGUGGGCGUUUGAAUGAGGCUGUCGAUCUUUUCAACGAGAUGCAAAAACUGGGAUGUUCUCCUGAUGUCUAUGCAUACAACGCAGUCAUGUCCGGGCUGGUGAGAGCAGGUAUGCUAGAUGAUGCUUUUUCCAUGCUUCGUGCUAUGGAGGAAAGUGGUUGUGCUCCCGACUUAAACUCAUUUAACAUAAUACUAAAUGGUUUGGCCAAGACCAGUGAUCCACAACGGGCGAUCGAGAUGUUUACAAAGAUGAAACAUUCAACAAUUAAACCCGAUGCUGUCUCUUACAACACCAUUCUUGGUUGUCUUAGUCGUGCUGGCAUGUUUGAGGAAGCUGCAAGGCUGAUGAAAGAGAUGCGUGCCAAUGGUUUUGAAUAUGAUCUUAUUACAUACUCAUCAAUACUUGAAGCAGUUGGUCAUAUUAACGGGGAUGGUACAUAUCAAACUUCCUAAAAGAGCAUUGAUAUGUAAUUGGCUUUUAUGGUAAAGGUUUGAACUGGGGUAUGUUCAGUACAAUAUUAGCAUGCAUGCAGAAUCUUUCACCUGUUUGCUCAAAUCGCUGGGUGGAAUUAGGUUUGGCAGAAUCCAGUAAAAAGGACGGGAAUGGUGAUCUUUUGGCAGGUGGGACCUGAUUAGUUCCUUUUGUUUCGUGAUUCUCUCUGUGUUAUAUUUCUCUAAUCCUCUCUGUGAAUGUUUGAAACUAGUUAUAGAUUUCCGUUUAGGCUAUGUUUAUUCUACCUGUUGGUAGCUUCUUUAUUCUGAGAACUUGCUUUAAGAACUGUGAUUUGAAUUAAGAAUUCCUUAUUAAUCUUCUUCUGGAAGGGAGGGAUGGAGAAAAGGCAGGUUUCACUUGUCCACUGCUUUGGAUAGUUUUUCACUAGAGAAUUCAAUUACUUUGCGCUCCAGGAUAUUUAACAGCUGCUCUUUCCAUCUCCUUAGAGUGUGCCAAAAGCUUGUGAGUCUGAUCUUUGCUGCUAAAAAUUGGAGAUUCAGGACUCAGAAAUCACUAUGGAGUAUGGACUAUGGAGCGAGUUUACUGAAGCCAAGUACUGUAAGAGAGCACAGAAUGGCUGAAGUUUGGGAUUAUGGACAAUCAUAUUUGGAGAAGAUUGAUGGAAAUCAAACCAAAGGUGCAGGAGUUCAUUCUAUGGAAACCUAAUGCUGAAACUACAUUGUUUUGAUGGGAUAAUUGGUCUGGUCUUGGGGCUAUUGCGAAGUUUCUGUUACCUUGGCCAAAAUCUGGUAGAAUUGAAUUCAAUACCUUCUUGGAGGAUGAUAGGUGGCAAGUCGAUGAGCUGAAGGAGAAACUCCUCCACAGUUCACACAUUUUGAAACAAGUGGUAGCAACUAAAGUUGGGACAGCUUGAUAGCAUGGAUCAGGCCAUCUGGAAACCUGCUAUAAAAUUGAAUUUUCUCAUGUAGAUCAGCUUAACGAGUCAUGAAAAUCCUUGUCUUCACACAAAGAUAUUGCACAAAAAACUUCCAUUCAAAGUGUCAUUUUCUAUGUUGAGCUGCUGAAACAGAUAUUAUCUACAGAUAAUGUUAUAAGGAGAUUUUGGAUAACUGGGACAGGCAGAUGCUUCUGCUGCAGAAAACCUCAGGAAGAUUUCAUAUCUCACUUUUUCUUUUCUAGCUAGCAAUCAAGGAGAGUACGGCAACAUUUUGGAAAUGUUCUGGGAAUUAGAGAAGCUGCUGACUUGAGGCAAACUCUGAUGACAUGAUGGUUAGUUAAGCCCAAGAAUGAAGUUCAUGCCUUUAUAUUACAAUGCCAAAUAUCUAUCAUAUGCUGUGAACUUUAGAAACAAAGAUGUGCUGCCAAGUAUAGUGGAGUGCAUUGUUCCUUGAAUGAUUUUCCAGAUUCUCCUUAGCUGUUAUGCAGUUGAAAUGCCAUUUCAAAAGCCAUGAAUGGACAGGCACAUGGACCGAGAUUUGCGCCAGCAUUGAAGGCGUCAAACCUGGAUUGUUGAUUACUGAAGUACAGGGGGAAUUAGCAUAAGUGGUAGACUUGAGUUAAACAUUGAUGGUAGUUGUAAUCCUGUUUUGAAAACUGAAGGUGUUGGCCGGAUUGUUAGGGGAAAAAUGGGGAUUUGAUCAUGGCAUUUGCUAAACCACUUCAGUUCUGCACUAAUAAUUCUGCAGAAUGUGAAGCUGCUUUUUUCGGUCUUUUCUGGUGCUCAAUGUAGGAAGUUUGCCAUGUCAAUUUUGAGAUGGACUCUCUCCUAAUUGUGAACAUGCUAACUGGAGUUUCAUCACCUUCCUGGGAGCUUGAGGAGGAUAUAUUGAAGAUGAGAAAAAUCAUACAGCAGCAGCAGAUAACAGUAUAACAUUGCUAGAGGGAAGGGAAUACUGUUGCUUAUGCCUUGGCUAAAUUUGGAGGGGAGUAGCCGCCUAUCUUGAUAGCUGAGAUCUUCCUAACUAUACAGGACUUGCUACAGGAAGUGAAGGGUGCUCUCGGGCUUGACAAAACUCAGAUGCCCAGCUUUAGAGUCAACACCAGGCAGCUUUGUAAUUGUACAGACUUGGUCGACCAGAUCGUUGUAAUUUUGUUAGCUAUAUAUAGGCCUUUAUUUAUGCUUUAUAUAAGUCAGUUUGUGGCAAGCUAACACUGACCAAAUAUAAAGGAGGAGUCCUCCUCAUCUCAUCUUUGGCAAGUCACAUAAAAUGUAAUAUAUGACACACUUUCUGUUUUAGUUUGUCCCUAAAGAAUGACACAUUUCUCUUUUUACAAGGAGAGAGAAUGAAAAUACA